AUGUGCAAUGUCCAGAGAAGCAUGGAGGACGAGUCUGUUAUAGUUGCGAGUUAUGAAGGAGAACACAACCAUGGACAUGGUGCAGUUGGGAAAUCUUCAUCUUCACCCGUUCGCUCGAUCAUUCGAGGUUCCUGUCCAAUUGCAGAUAAUCCUAUUCAACCAAAUCUUACCCUUGAUCUUACGCUUUCUGGGACGACUAAAGAGAGUGGGAUGCCAUUUAAGAAUAGAGAAGAAGACUACAACACCAGCAGAAACUGCAGUAACAUUGAAGACUAUGUUGUUUCCAUAACUAAGGAUCCCAACCUUAUGGCAGCUUUAGCUGCAGCUAUUGGACAAUACAUUGUUGAACCGCCUAAACCAACCAAAACAUAAUGGAAAAUUAUACUUUGACCCCUCAAAUAUUGUCUUGUUAUUCGUUUCUCAUAUUACUCCCUCAAUUGUUUGAUUGGGUUUCACUUCACUCCCCAACCAAAUGUACAUUUGUGCAGUAAAAUAAACAUUUUCAAUGCUUGCAAUUGGAAACAUCCAUACCUGGGAAUGCAGUAUGAGAAACUUGAUAGUUGAUGGGGGUAAUAUGAGGCAUAGCAUAUAAUUGAGGGAUUGAAAUAUAAAAUAUCUAUAGUGUAAUCCUAAUGUUUCAUACUUUCUAUGCACAAAAUGUAGUAGAAGUUAAGCUUCAAUGCUGCCUCUUGUUUCAUAUUAGUGUACAUUGGCAAGAAAUAUCCUGAAUUUCAGUUAAAUGUUUUGUGAUAUUGUAAA
Ilex paraguariensis (yerba mate) is the source of this 759-nucleotide messenger RNA. NCBI's taxonomy places the organism in Eukaryota, Viridiplantae, Streptophyta, Magnoliopsida, Aquifoliales, Aquifoliaceae. The record is from the annotation of a GenBank genome assembly.